Jaminaea rosea is the source of this 2734-nucleotide messenger RNA. RefSeq lists its product as hypothetical. Gene Ontology annotation, biological process: mRNA splicing, via spliceosome. Lineage: Eukaryota; Fungi; Basidiomycota; Exobasidiomycetes; Microstromatales. Gene Ontology annotation, cellular component: Prp19 complex; spliceosomal complex. The coding region runs from base 51 to 2630 and encodes 859 amino acids. The transcript has 3 exons. The record is from RefSeq and is a predicted model, not a curated record.
CUUCACUACCACUACCACCGCGAGAGCAUCGCGUAUCAAAAUCGCCCAGCAUGGUCCGCGUACAGAUCAAGGGCGGCGUGUGGAAGAAUACGGAGGAUGAGAUCCUCAAGGCGGCCAUCUCUAAAUAUGGCAUGAACCAAUGGGCCCGCAUCUCCUCCCUCCUAGUCCGCAAAACCCCCAAGCAAUGCAAAGCGCGCUGGUACGAAUGGCUGGAUCCAGCCAUCAAGAAGACAGAAUGGUCCAAAGAGGAAGACGAGAAGCUCUUGCACCUCGCAAAGCUCAUGCCCACACAAUGGCGAACCAUUGCUCCCAUCGUCGGUCGUACGGCGACGCAGUGUCUCGAAAGGUACCAGCGACUGCUGGAUGAGGCCGAGGAGGCAGAGGGAGGUGCAGAGGCUGGACCAUACAAGCUGGGCCUCACGGGCGUCUCAGGGCCCGAAGCCGGUCCAUCAGCAGAGGACGUGAGGAGGCUCAGGCCAGGAGAGAUCGACCCCGACCCGGAGUCCAAGCCUGCCCGUCCGGAUCCCAUCGACAUGGACGAAGACGAAAAGGAGAUGCUCUCCGAAGCCCGUGCCCGUCUCGCCAAUACGCAAGGAAAGAAGGCCAAGCGCAAGGAUCGUGAGCGCGCACUGGAGGAGGCUCGUCGCUUGGCCAUCCUACAGAAGAGGCGAGAGCUCAAAGCGGCUGGUAUUGUCACUCGCGGGCCCAAGGUCAACAAGAAGGGCACAGUAGACUAUAAUGCCGACAUUCCCUUCGAGAAGCAGCCAGUCAAGGGGUUCUACGAUACCUCCGAAGAAGCUUCGAAGUCGUAUCAAGCUCCAGUGGGGAAGACGCUGGGCAGUAUGGAGCGUAAGCGCCCCACGCCGGAUGAUGCGGAGGCGGAGCGACGGAAGAAGCAGAGUCAGCAGAGCAAGGAAGAAGCGGGGAAGAGGAAGGACGAUCCGUUCGGCGAGAGGGCGGAGCAAAUUAGGAAAAUGAAGGAAGCUGAGCAGAUUAGCAAGAGAAGGAAGUUGACGCUUCCGGCCGCGCAGGUGGGAGAGAAGGAGUUGGAAGAGAUUGUCAAGCUGGGCCAGUCGGGAGAGCGGGCGCGAGAUUUGGUCGCUGGUGAGGAGCAGGAUGGAGAGGCUACAGAGGGGCUGUUGAGCAGCUUCGAUGCGCUCGAGAAGGCCAAGACGGCUCGCACGCCGCGUACUGCGCCGGAGGAUGAUGCGGUGAUGCGUGAAGCGCGCAACUUGCGCAACAUGACUGCAGCGCAGACACCGCUGCUCGGCGACGCCAAUGCGGACAUGGAGGAUGGCCUCGCCCAAGGAGCCACGGGAGCCACGCCCCGCAGCUCAGUCGUACAAACGCCUAACCCACUCCUCACACCGCGCACCCAAGCAGGCCCUAGCGACGAUCGCGUUGAUCCUCGAGGCCGAAGCGUCAGCCAAACGCCCAUGCGCACCCCCUUUCGAGACGGAUUGGGACUCAAUGACUCGAUGAGCGUAGCGGGCACGCCCUUUGACGAACGUCGAGCGCAGAAGGCGGCUAAGCAGGACUUGCUCUCGGCCUUGCGCAACCUACCUCGCCCGAAGAACGACUUCGAGUUGGUGCUCGACGAUGAGGAUGAAGAGGACGAUGAUGAAGAGGACGACGACGACCAACUCAUCUCCAUCAGCGAAGACGCGGCGGACCGCGAUGCGCGCAUGCGCCAGGAGAAGGAGGAGGAACGUCUCAAAGCCCUCGCAAGACGCUCACUGGUGGUGCAGCGUGACCUACCUCGCCCGGCCAAUGUGGAUGCUCAGCAACUCCUUGCAACUCUCAACAAGGGCAAGCAAACCGCCGCCCAACGCCUCGUCCUGCGCGAGAUGGUCGCCCUCAUCAAGCACGACACUCUCGCCCACCCCAUCGCGGGGAGUAGCACGACGGCGGGUACCAAGAGCGAUUUGCCCGUCCUCUCCGACUCUGCCUUGGCUGCAGCACGUGAGGAGGUUAGGGCGGAGAUGGCCAAGACUAUUGGGUUCCCCGGCGCUAAUGAGACCCUGCUGAAGCGAUUGAUCGCGCAGCGACUGGACACUGCAGAGGAUGAGGAUGAAAGCCGCGAGGAGCGCGAGGAGCGCCUCAGUGAGGUGGCCGCAUUCGAUGAGCAGCUCAAGAAGCGAAACGACUCGUCGGCUUGGUCUGCCUCGUCGCACUCUUGGGUGCCCCGCUCCAGCCUCUCAAUGCAGCAGUGGCGUCAGGGUCAGGCCGAGCUGCUCAAUCUCGCUCGCGAGCAGAUGACGGAGCUGGCCAGCAAGGCAGCAAAGGAGGAGCGUAAGCUUGGCAAGGUGCUUGGAGGCUAUCAGGCGCGCUCGCGCACUCUUGGAGACGAGCUCAAGGGGCACGCCCAUCGUCUUGCCGAGGGAGAGGUGGAACACGCUGCCUUCGAGCGUCUUGCCCUCGGGGAGGGUGUGGCGGUGGGUGAGCGUGUGGGCAAGUUGGAGAAGGAGGUGCAAGCACUGGAGAGACGUGAGGCUGUUGGACAGGGGAGGUACAAGGAGUUGGACGAUGAGCGUAGAGCGUUGAGGGAGAGGGUCGAGGAGCUGCGAGCAGAGAGGGAUAUGAGAGAGGCGGAGAGGUUGAAUGAGGCGGCGCUUGCUGCUGAGGAUUAAGUUGAGCUUGACAAAAGGGUAUCAAUAUUGCACACGCAUAUCUACAAUGACACGACACGACGACUUGCGCCAUCAAAAAUCCAUUGUCCUCUUCUGCUUCCACU